AAUAAGAUCCAUUUCUCAUUAUGCGCUACUCUGUAUGCAUUGUCGCGAUUCCGUUUACACGGGGGCGAAUCAACACAAUAGCUAGCGAGUGAACAAUCAGCUGGGCUCUGCCUUUGGAAAAAAAGGGGAGGCAGUUGGUGGAUUCUGGAGUUGUUAUUGUUCGGAAGCAGUCGGGGCUGUAGAGUCCCAUGCGUUGUUGUGUUACAUGUACGCGAGCAUGAUUAGUGUAUGGUGUCUCGACUGGUACUGUAAUUUAACACCACACCUCAUAAUCGCAUAUUUAUGUCACCUUUUUCCUAUAGGAUGUCACCAUGAGGAAAUGGACAAUCCCGGAUACUGAACAGAUUUAUCUAGUCCUGACCGAACGUUCCUGGACAACCCGUACAACCUUACGCCAGGAAUUCAUAUCUUUGCUGUACAGAGAAUCUGCUGGUGGUUACACGCGAUAAUUUUCGCACUCAGAAUGAUGAGGAUAACCAAAAAAGUAACCAUAACGAGUGGCGCAUAAGUCGAUGAUACCCUGUAUCUUUGAAGAUCUCAUUCAAGAAGAGGAAAUGCGUUUCCUGUUGUGAGAUAAUGAUAAUGAAUGUUGUAGCGACACACUGUUUUGUUAUGUAAACGUCAUUUUGGAUCACAAAGGGCUUAAAAGGCAAAGCUAAGAUGAUUGAUGUCUCUACCAUUAAGCUUAAGUUUGAUUCUUAAUACACAGGAUACAGUAACCUCUGGAGGUUUUGAAAGCUAAUUGUCUGUUUAAUACUGUCAGUCAUACUUUACAGUGGUGAAUAGUUUUUGUAUAUGCAAAAUACGAUACCAUCACCAUGUGAGACUGAGCUGUUGAAUCUAUGGUUUGAAGGCUAUAUAUUCAUGGUACUUACGCAUCCAUCUUUCACUUUCACCCUGUGAGGCUCAGAAAAUAAUUCACUUUUUUGUUGGAGGCACGAUUAUAAUUUGCAACGAAGCUGAAUCUGUUCAAGAUCGUUGGAUACAACAUAGCUGAAUAUGGCACCAGUGGAAAUCCAAGCAAUACUUUUUGCUUCAUGUAUUUCAUGGUUUUGUUUAUCCACUGCGAUAAUUCUUGAUGUGAGGUUACAAGAUGGCGAUUCCCCAACAAACGGCAGAGUAGAGAUCAACGUCGAGGGCAUCGGAUGGAAUACAAUUUGUGGGAGCUCGUGGGACAUAAAUGACGUCACAGUGACGUGUCGACAGCUUGGUUUCACCGGGGCACAGAUGGAGCUCGUGAGGUCGGAGUUUGACUCGGGCACGGCACCAAUAUACAAGAAAACUAUCCAUUGCAAAGGAAAUGAACAAAAUUUGGACGAUUGCCGGAUGACGACACAAAACUGUUACGGCAGCUCAAACUCAGCCGGUGUAGUGUGUCAAGGGCCAUCUUAUCUCGGCUGUUACGGAGACAACCCGCAAGCACGAUUAUUUACUGGAACAUCAUACGUCGAUUCAACUAGGAUGACAAUUAACGAUUGCAUUACUUUCUGUAGACUACGCGAUUUUGCAUACGCGGGACUGGAGCUGGGCUCUGAAUGCUACUGCGGAGAUGAGAAUACAGAUUUCGACCUGUACGGACUAUUCAGCGACGCUGUCUGCAGACACACAUGCAGUGGAAAUCAGUUAGAAACCUGUGGGGGCAUUGCGAAAAUGGCAGUUCACAGAACAGCUAUCCUGACGACAACUCUCGUGCCAACAACUACCAAUUAUUCCUUGCCAAGAACACCCAGUCCCAUAGAAAUGACCAGCCCUGACCUGGACAUCACCCUGGUCUCCACUACAUCAGCAGCCUCAGAAGUGUCAUCAACCAAAAGUUUGAAAGCUACUCAACGUUCUUUGUCAGAUGGGACGAUGAUGAUAAUCGUGUACAUCUUGGGGGCGCUGUUGUUCUUUUGCCUCGUUAUAAUUUUUGGCUGUCUCAUCUGGAACUGCAGACUGAGGUCUAGAACUACGUACGGAGUUUCUGAUGAUUAUCACACACCUCCGCACAGCAAUCAGAAUGUUAAUGUGCGUCCUUACAUGACCCUCAGUGAACGACGGCCCGACGGCAAUGGUUACCAGAGCUUGAGUGUCCAGCGAAAGGAAGCACAGAGGGGCGCUAUGCCGGAAGGACCAUACGCAGACAGUUUAGGCGGCGAGCCGGUGUACCAGGAGCCCGGUGUAUACUUGGAACCGGACAACCGUCUUUCGGUUGCAUACAAAGCCGGUGAUCCGGAUGCAGAUGAUUUGUUCUUAGGAGGGGGGAAUGAAUAUGAAACGCUUGGUGUAUAGAAAUACUAUCAAAGACAGUACUUUAAAAUAUCAUGUUAUUGGUGCUCGAAUUAUCUAUGUUGUCAAAUUUCUGUUGCUGCUUCUAUCGCCCAGUGCCUUAUUUGCUUGUUUGAAAUGUAUAUCACAACUCAAUUAUUUGGCUGACGAUACAUAGUUCGCGCUUUUUGGUGGGACAAAGCUUACCACGUAUAGGAAUAGAACACACAUGACACACAUGAACUCUUUAGCAAGGUAUACAGCAUAUAUAUCUACACGGACAAAUGACCUUAACGACAUACCAAACAUCAUAAUAAUUGGUUUGCUAUUAUGACUUAAUCUUGUUCUGUCCCUCCUGUCUGGGUAAUAUCUUGCCUACACAGUUUAAUAUUCCUGCAGAAUCUUGAGUAGCGAGUGUCCCUCAAGUUAGAAGCUCAUGUGUCAAGUAUAUUGCAGGGCAAGUAGAACAUGUCAGAAUAGCCGCGAUGUAUCUUGCUGAUACUGAAUUUCGAAAUUGGAAACUCUCUUACCUUUCCAGAACCCCGCCAGAAAUGAUUAGAAACGGAUCUUGAGUUCGAUUUUGAAAGGAUUGGUUGCAUUGAUAAUGUUAUACAAUGAAUGAGUCCUGAGAAAUAAUGUUAUCUAUACGAUCAACCGAUAAGUUUUGUUGAAUUGGGCUUAGGUCUUUAUCUGCGAGAGCUGAAAAUUAGCGACAUAUAUUGUCGUUGUUGAUUCAUCGCCAAAUGAUUAUCCUCGAUUACAAAACAUUCAUUAAUCAACUGAAUUUUACAAAAGCGGUGGUUUUAUAUACUCUUCCCAUAAUCAGAUAGUUAUUUGAAUUUAACUUAUCAUAAAUUAUUGAGACUUCCAUUACUCCUGUGAUAUCUAAUUUGUCGAUUUAUAUAAUGAGCCAGCAAGCCACGUGUCCUGUGUGAGGCAACAAGCGUAUUAUUAAUGUCUGUCACCAUUAUCACCGCCGGUUCUUACGAUCAAUCGGCGACCAAUAUCUUUUAAGUUCCAGCCCAAUGAGUUUGCCUCCUUUUUUACAUUUUGUCGGGAG
Molecule: messenger RNA, 3307 nt
Organism: Lytechinus variegatus (green sea urchin)
Lineage: Eukaryota; Metazoa; Echinodermata; Echinoidea; Temnopleuroida; Toxopneustidae
Product: scavenger receptor cysteine-rich type 1 protein M130-like
Exons: 7
Coding region: 1000-2271 (423 amino acids)
Cellular component (GO): membrane
Source: RefSeq, a predicted model, not a curated record